Ylistrum balloti is the source of this 1186-nucleotide messenger RNA. RefSeq names its product cytochrome c1, heme protein, mitochondrial-like. Bases 8 to 967 code for a protein of 319 amino acids. Gene Ontology annotation, biological process: mitochondrial electron transport, ubiquinol to cytochrome c. The record is from RefSeq and is a predicted model, not a curated record. Gene Ontology annotation, molecular function: heme binding; electron transfer activity. The transcript has 8 exons. NCBI's taxonomy places the organism in Eukaryota, Metazoa, Mollusca, Bivalvia, Pectinida, Pectinidae.
AAGCAACAUGGCGGCUGCCGUAGUCUGCAAGGUGCCGAAACGGGCACUUUUACGUGUCAACAGCAAUGUAAUAACACAACAGGCUGAAACGUCAACUUUUAAGGAAUAUGUCCAGAAGAAGUCGAUCCUGGUGAAAGCGGCUGUUGGUUCAGCUGUUGUGGGGACUAUUGGAGUAGGUGCUGCUGUGUUUGCUGGUGUGUCUGCUUCUGCUCAUGGUGUACAUCCCCCUACUUAUGCCUGGGGACACAGACCCUUUCUAGCUUCUCUGGAUAUGGCAAGUGUACGACGAGGCUAUGAGGUGUAUAAACAGGUGUGUGCAGCCUGUCACAGUAUAAAACACAUGCGGUAUCGAUACAUGACAGAUGUAUUCAUGUCACCGAAGAGAGCUGCUCAAGAGGCAUCCGAGAUUAUGACAGUAGAUGGUCCAGACAAGGACGGAAACAUGUUUGAGCGACCUGGAAAGGUCAUUGAUCCUUUCCCUGUACCAUAUGCUAAUAAAGAAGCAGCACAAGCAGCCAACAACGGAGCUGCCCCUCCAGAUAUGUCCUACAUUGUGUUGUCGAGAGAGGGAACAGAGGACUAUAUCUUUUCUUUGUUGACUGGAUAUUCUGACCCACCAGCUGGACUUGAACUUGGCGAGGGCCAGUAUUACAACCCAUACUUCCCAGGAGGUGUUUUGGCCAUGGCUCCACCUCUUUACAAUGACAUCAUAGAAUAUGAGGACGGAACACCUGCUACAAAGAGUCAGUUAGCUAAAGAUGUCAUCACUUUCCUCAAGUGGGUAGGCGAGCCGGAGUUUGAUGAAAGGAAGAUAUGGGCAAUCAGGGCGGUACCACUUUUUCUCAUUUUCUCGGUGGUAGUGUACUACUACAAGCGACAUAAAUUUUCCUACCUCAAGUCCAUGGCCCUAACCCUGAAGAAAGAGCCAGUCAAGAAGACAAAGAUGUUCCCUACAGAGAAAAAUUAGUGACCAGUGGCCAAGCUGGACAUGUGUGACAAUGGACAAUGUGAUUUCAGAAUAUUUAAAAACAUCAGUUAGAACAACUUUUCUAAGAGGAAAGCCGAUUUUUACGCUUGAAGUCCAGAAAAUGUGUAUAUUAGUUCAAGCAUUGAAUGAAUAAAUGUUGAUGUCUUAUUGUUUUUGUGCUUGGCAUUCUUACUGAUAUUAAAAGAAUGUCCUGAUUGG